CGGAAGGACUUCGUGUGAUGCUUAUUCUAGCUGGAUAACGAUGGCUUUCCCAGAGUUUACAGCGGGAUGCAUUAAGUGAUUAUAAUACUAAAUAAUUAAGCCAGGACAUCCACAGCGUCCCAUGAUGACGGCCUGCCUCGUUCCUCCCACCCCGUCGGCUCUUGCCUCAUUUCUCUCCUCGCUGCUUCCCCGUGACUUCGCUGUAGGUCCAUCGCGGCUCUGUGAGGGCAGGCUGGGUCUCUGGUGGGUCGGAGGCUCGCUGGAGGCCGGAGCCCUGCUGGGGAGGGGUGGGGAACCUGACUGGGCCUCCAAGUAUGACGCUGACCCGGUGAUUCACAGGCCAGGCGGUGAAUUCAUGACGCAGUACGAGCCCAAAACAGGUCAGACCAGCAGCUGGGAGGAAGAAAAGGCACUGAUGGGGGAAGUGGCAGAUCAAGAAACUUUCAUACAAAGAGCCGUCUGGAUCAACUUUGCCUGCCAGGCACGAAGCCGAGCCCAGCAGAAUGUGGCAGUGAAGUGUGUGUGUGCUGAGGUGUGCGUGGGCGAAUGUGCAGAUGUGUGCCUCAGUGUGUGUCGAGACAUCCAGCCGGGAACUGAGCUGCUGUUGUAUGAUGAGACUGUGGGGAAAAGUCAAACAACAGACAAACCACAAGCACAAGUUGACUCCGUUGAACACACAGAAGACAAAGUGGAGCAGACAAAAGGCCCAGAGACUGUGGUUACCGACAUGCCGAUCAUUCAAGAGGAGGAAGAGAGAGCAGAUAAGAAACAGAAGGAGAAUGAGGAGGAGGAGGAACAGCUUAGAAAUCCCAGCAAAGGCAUCAAAAGGAGUCACCCGACUGCACCCAGGAAGAAAAGGAGAGUCAAUGAAAGCCUGUCUGAAUCGAGUCCAGGUGGAGACAGACAUCAGGACAGCAGCACAGACAAUCCAACAGCUGACAAACACCCAGCAGAAAGCGUCCCGACUGCUUUGAACUCUGAAACCAGCCUCUCUGAACCUCCUCCUGUCCGCUGCAGCUCCCGUCUGGCUGCUAAACCACGACGGGUUCACUGCCUGACCAGCCGGAUGAAGAGACCUCCAUCCAGCCCUGAUUUACCCAAACAGACUGAAGGAGAAACCGGGAGCUCAACCGAAUCUGCCAGGGUUUCCACAAAGACACUAAACCCGGAUCCUGAGGUGAUCACAGCUCUGGGUUCUGCCAGAGCAGCGUCCAUGUGGCAUCCACAGGUCCGAGAGAGACGCUACAGAUGUUCCAGCUGUGGAAAGAAGUUCUACCAGAUCGGACACUUGAAAAAACACCAGUUCAGCCACUCGGACGAGAAACCCUUCCGCUGUCAGGAGUGUGGGAAAGGCUACACCUCGGCCGAAAGCUUCAGAGCCCAUCAGAUGAGUCACCGUGGAGAGCGUCCGUUCUCCUGCCCUCACUGUGAGAAGUCGUAUGGCCUGAAACGUGACCUGAAGGAGCACAUGGUCCUCCACACUGGGGAGAAACCCUUCACCUGUGAACACUGUGGGAAAGCCUUCGCUCGCCGCCCCUCCCUGCGCAUCCACCGCAUGCUUCACUGCAGCAGAAUGAUUUACACGCAGCCGCCAAAGGUGCAGUGCACAGUUUGCCCCAAGCUGCUGGCCAACUCCAGCUCUCUCAGGAACCACAUGAGGCUCCACACCGGGGAGAAACCUCACAUCUGUCAGCACUGUGGGAAGAGCUUCAGCCAGAAAGGGAACCUCGAGUGUCAUUUGAGAAUCCACAAUGGGGAGAAACCGUUUUCCUGCUCCGAGUGCGACCAGACGUUCUCUCAGAAACCAGAGCUCAGCCGUCACAUGUUCACCCACACCGGAGGAGGUUUCCUCUGUAGCUACUGUGGAAAAUCGCUGAGGGAUCCGCACAGCCUGAAGUCCCACGAGAGGCUGCACACUGGAGAAAGACCCCAUCGCUGCCCCAUUUGUGGGAAAGGCUACACAUUGGCCACCAAACUGAGGAGACACGUAAGGUCAUCCCACCUCAAAGAGAAACCAUACAGCUGCUACUGUGGAGCUUCUUACACUGUGAGACAAAGUCUGCUGAGACACCAAGCUCAGCAUAGGACAGAGGGAGAAACUCAAACUGAGAUGGAAGGAGGACAUAGAGACGAGAGCUCCAAUAAGGAGGUGGCACCAGAGUUUGGCUCCAGUCAUCCAAAACCGAUCAGAGGAAGACCCAAGAAGAACUCGCUUCCUCAAGAGGAAGUAGAGAAAGACAGAGGGGAAGUAAGGCGGAGACGAUGGCGAAGAAAAGUUGAGAAGUUUAAGACAGGUGAGACGUCAAGAGAUGGUGAUGUUUCAGGUAACGUCCAACAUGCCGUCGUAUACGUCCACACGGAUGACCUGUCCACGUCGAGCUCCGCCCCUCUGCUGCUCACCUCGGAGGCCUCACUGCCUGCAGGGUCGGGGCAGGAGCUAGUGGAGGUGGUGAUAUCGGAGUCUGCAGAGCAGUGCAUUGUGGUCCACGGAGAGCCGGCGGUGGGAGAACUGCUGAUCCUACAGGACGAAGGACUCUGCUCGGUGGCUCAGACAGUGGAGAUAAACACAGUGUAGCCUGAGAUCUGGAGGACGUUUUCCUGAUUAAUACAUCUCAGUUAACUUUGUAAUCAACAUUUUUUUAUUCCUCAUCUUCCUCACACAACCUCGUCUACAUUUUCUUCAGUUUCUUAUUAUUUACCAAAUUGCCUUUGAACAACCUCUACAGAACAGAUGGGAAGUCAUUAGGUAUGAUUAGCUGCUGGUUACACAUAAAGGCAUGGAGAGAAAUACCAAUAACAGCUGCGAUACGUCUUACUCAAGAACAAAAGAGGAAAAGCUGGUCUGUUUUCGGCCUGAUCUCUGAGCUUCUUCAGGGAUAGAGUCCUCCUGUAGUGACUGUAACGUCGUUUGAUUCUGAGCAGCCGACACACAAAACUGACAUUUACUGUCGAUUCAACCACUUAAGCUGUCAGAUUCCAUUGAGGUUGCAACAGAAAAUGCCUCAGCUUGACAUUAGGUCUUCUGCAUUUAGUCAGUUAUUACCCGGAGAUAAAAGAAACAAAUGAAACUGCACAACACACUCAGACAUUCAACUUACUGUAUGUAAGUCUCAGUCCACAUGUGAAAUCCUUGUGCUCCCACGCAGGUGUUUUCAUUUAAUCUUUUCAGACCUUUUCUCAAGUUGAAGGUGGUAACCAGCCUCCAUGGAUUUCAAAAGGUGUAAAGUCCCACCUUAACAUGGUCUGUGUGCUCCCACACAGUCCUGAGAGGUCUGAUCAACACAGAAUAAUUUAAAUCACCUGCAGGUUUGCCACAGACUGUAUAUAAAAGAUAAAUGUUGCAGCUAUGAUGUUGCCCACUGGUUUGUGGGCUACAGCUUUGAAACUUCGAAAUUGAACACAUUGUUCCAUUGAAUCUGCCUUUUUUUGUUGUUUGUUUUCCUCCAAAUUGAAUCAUGAGUUACAAAUUGAGCGACAUGCUGUACUGAAAGAAAUUUGAAACUAGUGACAGAGACCAUAAACUUAUUAGAAAAAAAAAGAGGUAAAAGUUGAGAAUUUGGCUCAUUUUCUCAUAGACUUCCUCGCACUCUGACUUCUUUGUGUAAACAGGGGAGUCGCCCCCCUUUUGGCUAGGAGAACAAAUGCAGAUUUAAGUUCCUUCCGUUCUGGCUUCACUUUUCAGACCCAGUGGUUGCAUCUGUCUUUCAUAUACAGGCUUUGGUUGCAAGUACAGAUGCAAAUUGUAAACAUUUUUCUUACGCGAUGGUCUGCCACGAUAACAAUCAACAAUCAGUUUGUACAGUGUUGAGUGAAAAAAAGCACAAUGUCCAUUUUUCCAUGCGUUAGUAAAGUCGUAAUUAACCAUGGAUGCUUGAAAUUUACCGCAAAUCAGCUCAAUUUCAUCAGUCCCCAGAUCAUUACUGUGGUUCACGUUGACUUGAAAUUUACACAAGAACAAUGUCUGGAAGCCAUUUACUGCUCCAGAAAUUACUGUCAUGGUGGCCUGUUGCUAGCAAGCGAUAGCCUGCCACAUUACCAAUCAACAAUCUAUUAGUAUACACUAUCCUUCAAAAGUUUGGGGUCACUCAGACAAUUUCAUGUUUUCCAUGAAAACUCACUUUUAUUCCUGUGCUAACAUAAUUGCACAAGGGUUUUCUAAUCAUCAAUGAGCCUUUCAACACCAUUAGCUAACAUAAUGUAGCAUUAGAACACAGGCGUGAUGGUUGCUGGAAAUGUUCCUCUGUACCCCUAUGGCGAUAUUCCAUUAAAAAUCAUCUGUUUCCAGCUAGUCAUUUACCACAUUAACAAUGUCUUGACUGUAUUUCUGAUUUAUUUAAUGUAAUCUUCAUUUAAAUAAACCGCCUUUCUAUCAAAAAUAUGGACAUUUCAAAGUAACCCUAAACUUUUGAACGGUAGUCUCAGUUAAAAAAAACAAAAAACAUAAUGACCAUUUUUCCAUGUGUUAAUGAAAAAUGUAAAUAGCACAAUAAAAAACUGGUAAUGGAGACACCUAAAUUUCAAAAAAGGACUAAAAUAUCGCUAAAAAGUUUUUACGCUCUCAUAAGGUGGUUUUUCAGACGUUUCGAUAUUGAAAAAUAUCGCAAAAGUGCAAUGGAAACACUUUUUCUGCAAUUAUACGUCACCAGACGUGACGUCCCUGGUCACAUGACCAGUUCUCUCGGAGUAAACAUGGCGCGGUACGUGUGAACAGAAGAGGAGACCGAGACUUUUCUUGCCAUUAUUCUUGAGAAAAACAUCACUGCCAUACUAGACAGCAAACAGCAGAGGAAUGUGUUAUAAGGAGAUAGAAGCGGAAAUGAGGGUUUUGGUUUUGGUUUUGGGCGUCCAUCUUCCUGCAGUGAAAUCUUGCGGGAUGAUAUUUUACGAGAGUUAUGAUGCUUCUGCCCAGAACAACCUUCAAUGGAAACACGUUCAAAGCGCAAAUAUACUUUAUCGAAAUUUUAGAAAUAUCGCUUUUAUUUUGCGAAAAACUGUAAUGGAAACCCAGACAUAGAGAGAACUGUCUACAUCUAAAUGUCAGUAUUAGAAAGUCUGCUCAAUAAAGAGACUUUUUUUUGCACAAUAAUGAAAAGGACCUGGAGAAUGGUUGCUCACACAAUUUAUUUUGAAACAAAUGGGUUACUGAAAGGUUGGAGAGAUUUCCGGGUGCUCACGUUUUCUCGGGUUUUAAGGCACUCACCAUGUAAUUGCAAAGUCUCCAGUCUGAGGUUGGAAAGAGGACUAAUGUUGCAUGUCAUCCCUCAUCUCUCCCCUGACAUCCUGUCACCUUCCUCCUGUCUGCUCUCAAAGGGAACAGAAGUGCGUCAUGAAACUGCUCAGGUUAGGAAGCGGUAAUAAAAGAUAUCAAAAAGAAGCAUAAUUUAGGAUCAUAGCUGGUUCUGGCAUUGUUACAAGUUAACAAAGCAAAAUAUGAGUCACAAGUUUUAAGACAUUUUUGUUUUGUAGAUUGAAUUUUAAAGAGAUGAAACUAUUAUUCUUAUCAGUCUCUCUACGAAAACCCUUAAUGAUAAACUGAAAACAUGUUUGUAGAACAUUAAACAAAUUCAUUAAAAAUCUAAUGAAAUUAAACAAGUAAUCUCUUUGCCGUGGCACUCAAAAUGUGGGCAGUUGCAUUUGUUUGCUUUAAUACUCUGUAUUUUAAAUGGAGUCUCACCUGUGACAAAUUGAAUUUAUUGAGUUUAGAAAGACACCCAUCAGCUCCACUGUACGUCAGCGCAAAAAUAAACGAGCCACAAUGUAAGUCUAGUAAAUCAUAGAUCAGGAUGACAGUUUAAAACAAUUUCUAAAGCUUUGAGUGUCCAUAACUGUGAAAUGGGCAGAGUUUGGAAAAACCAGAACUCUUUGUAGAAUCGGUCAUCUGGACAAACAACAGAGGGAAAGGGACUCAACAGUCACCUGAACCAUAACUUCAGAGGUCCUCUGCAAAGAUGGAAGGAUGACUUCAUCCAGGCAGAGCAGCUGGAUGAAGCCACUCUGAGAUGCAUAACAGCCUGUUUGGAGCUUUUCAAAGCGCGUUUAACUGCAUUCUGAGACAGAAAAUUCAGUCUUUAGAAAGACACCAAGCCUCAUGUUUGCUGAGCACUGUCCACCUCCUGCUAUGGCAAUCCCUACAGCGAAGUAUGGUAGUUGCAUCAUCAAUUUGGAAUACUGUAUAUUAUAUAGGACAAAUGAAGUCCUUUACAUACCAUAGAAUAUGCAUAUAAUGGUUUUAUGGGUGUUAGAUUUCACCCUGUAAUUGCUGCCAAACUACAUAAAAUAAAUGAGAGAUUUCAGUUUGUAA
Acanthochromis polyacanthus (spiny chromis) is the source of this 6301-nucleotide messenger RNA. It is a transcript of the gene znf408, whose product is annotated as zinc finger protein 408. The transcript is spliced from 9 exons. Gene Ontology annotation, molecular function: DNA-binding transcription activator activity, RNA polymerase II-specific; RNA polymerase II cis-regulatory region sequence-specific DNA binding. Bases 122 to 2575 code for a protein of 817 amino acids. Gene Ontology annotation, biological process: regulation of transcription by RNA polymerase II. NCBI's taxonomy places the organism in Eukaryota, Metazoa, Chordata, Actinopteri, Pomacentridae. Gene Ontology annotation, cellular component: nucleus. The record is from RefSeq and is a predicted model, not a curated record.